Molecule: messenger RNA, 951 nt
Organism: Adineta ricciae
Lineage: Eukaryota; Metazoa; Rotifera; Eurotatoria; Adinetida; Adinetidae
Source: the annotation of a GenBank genome assembly
AUGGAGAUCAAACAUAACAAAUGGAAAUCAAAUGGAACCACAAUUGCCGGUGGUAAUGGAUGUGGAAGAAAUUCGAAUCAAUUAAAUUAUCCCCGAGGAUUUUAUGUUGAUUCUGACAAGUCUCUGUAUAUUGUUGAUUGGGGGAAUCAUCGUAUUGUUCAUUGGAAACACGAAGCCAAAUCAUGUCAAGUUGUGGCAGGCGGAAAUGGACGAGGGAAUCGAAAUAACCAAUUGAAUUAUCCACGAGAUGUUCUUCUUGAUAAAGGGAACCAUUCUUUGAUUAUAUCUGAUCGAAAAAAUCAACGAAUCGUUCGAUGGUUUCAUCAUAGUAAAACUGAUCAAGAAAUUCUUAUUUCGGAUAUCGAUUGUUGGGGGAUCACGAUGGACCGAAAAGGAUAUAUCUACGCGGCGAUUUGCGAGAACAACGAAGUCAAAUAUUGGAAGGACAAAGACAAAGAUGGUAAAUUAGUUGCAGGUGGGAACAAAGAAGGAGAUGCUUUAAAUCAACUUCAUGGUCCUACAUGUGUAUUUGUUGAUGAGAAUUACACAUUGUAUGUUGCCGAUUAUAAUAAUCAUCGGGUUAUGAAAUGGGUACGAGAUGCCGAAGAAGGAAUUGUUGUUGCCGGCGGCAAUGGCAAGGGAAAGAGUUUGAAGCAACUAUCAUGUCCAGAAGGAGUGACAGUCGAUCAAUUAGGACGAGUUUAUGUAGUCGAUUGUGCGAAUCAUCGAGUUAUGCGUUGGACGGAGGGUAAAGACGAAGGCGAAAUUGUUGUGGGUGGGAAUGGGCAAGGAAAUGGAUCGAACCAAUUGAAUUUUCCAACGGAUUUAGCGUUCGAUGAUGCAGGAAAUCUUUACGUUGUUGAUUGUGACAAUCAUCGAAUACAAAAAAAGUCAAUAUUUAACUACCGAACAGUAAAAACAGUCAUUGGCACAACGUGCGUUUUCUUCUGA